AUAGAUGCUUCCUUCCUCUUCUAUCACAGAUGGGGCGGGCUGUUUCUCCCCACAGAACAGAGGCCCCAUCGCCCUAGCACACACAUUUGCAGAAAGCGGGACCCUCAGGCCUCCACAAUGUGCUCUCUUCCUCAUCUGCUGCUGGUUCUGCUGUUGGGACUCACAGGCUCGGGCCGAGGGCUGCUACUGGUCGCACUCUCUCAGGGAACUGUUGUGCCUAAACAUGUGAGGAGACGCACAGGAUCAUGGCAGGAUGAGUAGACCACUGCUCUGUUUUCUCUCCAGGUGUGGUGGGUGAGGCGGGGCUGCAGGUGAUAUAGCCUGACAAGUCAGUGUCUGUCACAGCCAGACAGACAGCCACUCUGUGCUGUACCAUGACCUCCUUGCUCCCCUUUGGGCCAGUUCAGUGGUUCAGAGGGGCAGGGCCAGGCCAGGAGUUAAUCUUCAGUUUCAAAAGAGGCCACUUCCCCCGAGUAACAAAUGCUUCAGACGUCACAAGGAGAAACAACACAGACUUUUCCAUCCGCAUCAGUAACUUCACACCAGCAGACACCAGAACCUACUACUGUGUGAAGUUCCUGAAAGGGACUCCUGAUGAUGUGGAAUUUAAGUCUGGACAAGGCACUCUGGUCACUGUGAGCACCAAACCAUCUCCCCCCGUGGUGUCGGGCCCCACGGCCAGGGCCUCGCCGGAGCAAACAGUGAACUUCACCUGCAAGUCCCACGGCUUCUCCCCCAGAAACAUCACCCUGAGAUGGUUCAGAAACGGGAAUGAGCUGGCAGCCUCCCGGACCAGCGUGGACCCAGAGGGAAACAGAACUUCCUACAACAUCUCCAGCACAACCAGGCUGAUGCUGGCCCCGGGGGACAUUCGCUCCCAGGUCAUCUGUGAGGUGACCCAUGUGACCUUGCAAGGGGACCCUCCUCUUCGUGGGAUUGCCAACCUGUCUGAGGUCCUCCGAGUUCCACCCACCGUGGAGGUUUCCCAGCAGCCCGUGUCAGGGGACCAGGUGAAGGUCACUUGCCAAGUGAAGAAGUUCUACCCCCAGCGCCUCCAGCUGACCUGGUUAGAGAAUGGCAACACGUCCCGAACAGAAAUGGCCUCAAGGGCCUCAGACCUCGUAGAGAACAAGGAUGGGACCUUUAACUGGACGAGCUGGCUCCUGGUGAACUCAUCUGACCACAGGGAAGGCGUGGUGUUCACCUGCCUGGUGCAGCACGACGGGCAGCCCGCGGUCACCAGAAACCAUACCCUUGUGGCCUCAACCCACCAGAAGGACCAGGAAACCCAUAAAACCCAGGCAUGGUCUCUAUCCCUUCUACACUUUUCCAUCAUCACCAUGGAAAAUGUCUGCACUUGGCAUUCUGAAAUUCCAGAAGGGACCCUGAGGAUCUGUAGUUUUGAGUCUUGA
Molecule: messenger RNA, 1412 nt
Organism: Mustela lutreola (European mink)
Lineage: Eukaryota; Metazoa; Chordata; Mammalia; Carnivora; Mustelidae
Product: tyrosine-protein phosphatase non-receptor type substrate 1-like
Exons: 5
Coding region: 375-1412 (345 amino acids)
Biological process (GO): positive regulation of T cell activation; positive regulation of phagocytosis
Cellular component (GO): plasma membrane
Source: RefSeq, a predicted model, not a curated record